Messenger RNA from Fibroporia radiculosa, 219 nucleotides. RefSeq lists its product as uncharacterized. Bases 1 to 219 code for a protein of 72 amino acids. Lineage: Eukaryota; Fungi; Basidiomycota; Agaricomycetes; Polyporales; Fibroporiaceae. The transcript is spliced from 2 exons. The record is from RefSeq and is a predicted model, not a curated record.
AUGUCUGCUGCUAACCCCAUUGAUGUGAUAGACAUUGUUCACACCACUCCAGAGUCCAAAGAGUCUGAGAAUCCUCAUCAUGUGCCAUCUACCACAAUCCUUGUUAAUCCUAAGGGAUCCUCUGAACACUCAAAUUCUAAGCAGGAUGAAGAGGAUAACCCUGGAGCUGAGUACCUAGUUAUGCCCACUAUGCUUCUCAAUUGUCACAGAAUUUCAUAG